AGACUUUCUGUCUUUAUAAGUGCGCGACCAGCGGCUCAAACAGCUCGUCUUGGUCCAUGAAGCAGAACUAUUUUAUAACCAACCUCCCUACAAAUAAACACUGGGUUUUAAACGGAAAUGUUUCGACUGCAGAUUGAUUUAGACAAAAGGUUGAUUUAGACAAACCGGAUUACGGAAAGGAGAUCCCUCUGAAGUGCAACCGGAUCCCAGGCUGGUCAUUUCAGCGCUGUUUUAAUUAUUCACACUGGGAUCUGUCCGUGUCUGAGUGUCCAGAUAGGACAUUUUGGUGUUUGGCUAUGGAGGAAGACAGCACUGUUCCGGAUUUCAGGGACAUCGAGGUGAAAAUGGGCCGAAAAGUACCGGAGAGCUUGGCCCGGUCCAUUACGCACAGAGGAAAACCAUUGGAGUCCAGCAGAUCUCAGAGUCACUGCACCAACUCCGAGCUGAAACAACUGGAGAGCAAGAUGCUGUUCCUUAAACAGGAAAUGGCUAAUCUCCGCGCCAUCGACAUCAAACUGAUGCAGCAACUCCUUUCCAUCAAUGAAGGAAUCGAGUCUAUCCGCUGGGUGAUGGAGGAGCGAGGAGCCAUGGCCAGCCGGGAGAGCAGUUUGAACGGCAGUCUGUACAGCCUCUCCGACAGCCAGGAGGCAUCCCAUCACGGGAGCUUCAGCAGCCUCCAAGACCGGACAGACGAACUGGACGGAAUUUCAAUCGGCAGUUACUUGGACACACUAGGGGAGGACUUGGAACAUUCUUCCCCCAUUGACCAAUCAGAUAGCUUCAAUGACCAAUCCAUCAUCGCGGAAGAGUCAUUCAGUAAAUCUCCGCUUCGACCCAGAGUGGACUCCGAUGAGUAUUACUGUUUCGGAUAACACUAAAGUGCGCUGCAAAGGAUUAUGGGGCUUCUAAAGCUGCUGAUCCUGAAUCAGUUGGUUAUUUUAUGAAUAAUAAAUGACAGAAAAUAUUCAGUCAGCUGGGAGGAGAAGCAGCUGUGGGGAGAAGGUGUAGGUAGUCCUAGCUAAAUGUUAGCUAUUAGCCGUUAGCGUGUGCUGCUACUGCUGAUACAGAAAUGUCACUGUGAUUCUGUUCACACGUCACCAGAAUUUAUUCAGCUGAACUAAAAUUUCUAAGUGAAUUCAUCUGGAGAAAAAUCCAGAUAUAGCAGCAGUUGCUACAUGACUCUUUUCUUUGUUUGUUUGUUUCAGAAGCACAGCAUUUCCAGGGAAUAACAUUUUAUGUUGUGCACCAAGUUCUUCAUUAUUCGAAAACUGUUCAUGUCUUAUAUUAUUUCUCCGCAACUAGUCCAAACGUGCGCCAGGGUUAUGCUUUAGGUCCAAGGAUUAACGCUUCUAGCUUACUUAUAGGUUACUUAAAAUGGGACCCGAGUGGACAUUUCCUACACUGAAGCCACUGACCAUAAAGUAAAACUAGCACAUAUUAGCAGAACACCUCCAGUAGAAUCGUGAAGCUUUGAAGUCAAACAGAUGAAAAAAAGGUGAAUAAAAUCUUCAGAAAUGCCUUUGGGAUUAGUAUGUAGCAUGAACGUGCAGCUAACGUCCUGCGUUAUACGGCGUACGUCAUAAUCGCUGCACUUUCUGGUCAGUGAGGCUUUUGAAGAAAGUGCAAUUUUUUGCUAAUCUGCCAAAACCUUCCAACAAAGACGUUAGUUUCCUCUUAGUUUUAAAGUUAAAAGACUGAAUUCUUGUCCCUGCCGGUGUCUAACCUCGUCUUUAUUUGAAUUACUUAUUGAACUGUUAACACUGUUUUUGGACCUUUGAGACUUCCUUGUCCACUUUUUAACUUUUUUUUGUACUGUGUACUCUAUGAGCAGCCCACUAAAGACGUAACUGAGUCAUGUGGUUCAUUUUGAACCUGGAUUCACGUCAUGUCUCAGUGCGAGUGUGAGCGUGUGAGAUUUUAUACAUUUCUGUUGUACUGUACAGUUGUUCCUAAUUUAUUACUGUACCGAUUUUAAAUUGUAUUUUGUGGUGAAAAUGUUAUAAUAUAUUGUUUUCAUGAGC
Molecule: messenger RNA, 2021 nt
Organism: Hemibagrus wyckioides
Lineage: Eukaryota; Metazoa; Chordata; Actinopteri; Siluriformes; Bagridae
Product: leucine rich adaptor protein 1-like
Exons: 2
Coding region: 297-872 (191 amino acids)
Biological process (GO): positive regulation of canonical NF-kappaB signal transduction
Source: RefSeq, a predicted model, not a curated record